GAUAAUGAAAAAUACGUAGAGUAUAUAUUCUUUGAUAAUAUUUAAUGAUUAAUCUGUGAUGAAAAAAAGUAAAAACAAAAAAGCGGGUCAACGUCAACAUUCAACAAAUUGAUUAAUGGAAAAUGAUAAUAAUAUAAAAAGUACACGUACUAGACUUACUAAAAAUAUAAUUAUAUAAAAAUUAAAAACAUUAUUAUGGCUUCGAAGAAAAAUUUAAGUAUCAACAAACAAAGUUCAAUAAGUGACUUCGUGAAAAAGUUAAACACCGGUUCGAAACAAGCAACUGGAAAUGGAGACUGCAAUCAAAAUACAGCAAAGCUUUCCAAAUUUGUUUUUAAAUCAAAAUCAUCAAAUUCUGCUUUCAUUCCACCAUUCAAAGGUAGUUCAACAGGCAAUCAAAACACACCUGCCACCAAUGAUAGAGUACCUGCGAGACCUUCAGCUUCAUUGUCCAGAUGUCCGUCGAGUAUUCCAAACAAGCCAGUGGAAUCAAUAAAGAGAAGCAAUAAAACGAGCCAAAACGAAAGUGAUGAUUUGUUUGAUGUUAUGGAUGUCGAUGAACCAAAUGAUCAAGCCUCAGUCCACAGAGAAAACCCUAGAACACCGCCAUCUUCGAGAAUAAAUAGAUCAAUAUCAAUGAAUUCCACACCAAGUCCAUCUAAAAGUGGUUCAAGCUUGUCACUCAGAACUCCAGAAAAGUCAAGUCCUAAAGACACUGACCCACUGAAGAAUUUGCAUCUAGACGAUACCAUAUCAGGGUUUUUGUCGAAAAUUUCGCAUCACCGCCUUUUGAAGAAGCGAGAUAAAGAGGAAAAUUUUUCUUCUGAAGAAAUAGACGAUUGUAGAAAUAUGUACAUAGAGUUAUUAGAGAAAAUUUGCGACGCUUUCAACAGAAUACCCAAUUGUAUCAAAGAGAAGUUUCCCGGCUACGACAAAAACGUUUACAGCAAAAUGAACCAUUUGAAGGUUAAGCUGAGAUUAUUUUUACGGAGUCAUGCUACAAGAACGAACGAUAAUCAGAAGGAUAAUACAACAGAUGCUAUAGUUAUAGAUGAUAGUCAGAGUACGCAAGUUAUGUCAGAUGACGAUGAUUUCCAUACCAAAUGUAGUGUGAGAGUUCCAAACAACGUUGAUAGACUCAAUGACCGUAAAACGUCCACGCCAGAUGUAUCGUCCUUCAAUAAACCGGAGCAAAAUAAAACCAUCUACACUGAGAGUGCAACCAAAAACAUAUCACUGUCCUUCCAUAAUACAUUUUCGCCUUGCAACAGUUUGAAGAACAUAGAUUCCCCGCUACGUUCUGAUACAGAAACAGAUGUAUCUGAUAUAAAAAAGAGCAAAGGAAAAUUCGUUUUCAAGAGACCUUCUUGUAUAACUAUCGACGAUUCUACCGCCAGUGAUUCUACAGUGCCUUCGAGUACUUUGGAUAGAGUGAAAAAUGCUUCGGCAAGGUUGCAGCCUUUGCAGUCCGAAGUACCGAGGAAGGUAUCUCCGGUGCCUAGCAGUUCUGUUAAUUUCCAAGCACCGUCAAUGAGUGAUCUAUCCCCAAAAGACGAUGUACAGAACAACAGUCCAAAUGAAGAUAGCGAGGAUUUGGAUAAUUACGAAAUACCCAUAAAUAUGGACGACGAGACGGACAUCUUCCCCGCAACGCGCGAGGGCGUCGACGACUGCGUGCCCGGCACGAGCGCGCAACGAGUCCACUCGACUGACACGCCCGUACUUGUUGAUGACGACGGUUUCCCUGAAUACAACCCGGCAGACUUCGAGGACGACAUCAGUAGCCUGAGCAAGGAGACGGAGGAGGUGAACUUGGCCGACCGGACCGUUGUGGAGAACAACAAGUACGACGGGAUGGGCGACUUCCACGCCGGCACGCAGAACGACGGCGUCACAGGUGAAUUCGACGGCUACAGUUACCCCCACUCGGUACCGAUGAUGGACACGUUCAAGGAGAAGUUCGGGCUCAAGUCCUUCCGCCCCAACCAGCUGCAGGCGAUCAAUGCCACGCUGCUGGGCUACGACUGCUUCGUGCUGAUGCCCACUGGAGGCGGCAAGUCGCUCUGCUACCAGCUGCCCGCGCUGCUGACGCCCGGCGUCACCAUCGUCAUCUCGCCGCUCAAGUCGCUCAUCCUGGACCAGGUCAACAAACUGCUGUCCCUCGACAUACCAGCCGCCCAUCUCUCCGGCAGCAUGAGCCUGGCCGACGCGGACGAGGUCUACCACAAGCUGUGCAUGAAGGAGCCGCUCAUCAAACUGCUGUAUGUCACCCCGGAGAAGAUCAGCGGCUCGCCCAAGUUCCAGGAUAUGCUGGACACGCUUUACUCCAGGGAUAAGAUUGCGAGGUUCGUAGUAGACGAGGCGCAUUGCGUGUCGCAAUGGGGCCACGACUUCCGGCCCGACUACAAGCGGCUGCACAUGCUGCGCGACCGCUUCCCGCGCGCCACGCUCAUGGCCCUCACCGCCACGGCCACGCCCCGAGUGCGGCUGGACAUACAGCAUCAGCUCAAGAUGCGGAAUUGCAAAUGGUUCCUCUGCAGUUUCAACCGACCCAACCUCGCGUACCGGAUACUGGAGAAAAAGCCGAGGAGCAUUAACCAAGACGUGGCUAAUAUUAUAAAGCAGAAGUUUUUCAGGGAGUCCGGCAUCGUGUACUGUCUGUCUCGCAAGGAGUGUGAGAGCCUUGCCUUGGACCUGCGCAAGGUCGGCGUGCAAGCGGCGGCCUACCACGCCGGGUUGGCCGACAAGAAGCGCGAGGAAGUGCAGACGGGCUGGCUGGCGGACCGGUACAAAGUGAUCUGUGCGACGAUCGCCUUCGGCAUGGGAGUGGACAAGGCGGACGUGCGCUACGUGAUCCACCACAGCCUGCCCAAGUCGGUGGAGGGCUACUACCAGGAGGCGGGGCGCGCGGGGCGGGACGGCGAGCUCGCCAGCUGCCUGCUCUACUACAGCUACAGCGACGUGGUGCGCUACCGCCGCCUGCUGGACAUGGAGCGGAACACGACCGCGGACGCGCGGCGCGUGCACGAGGAGAACCUGCUGCGGAUGGUGGAGGUGUGCGAGAGCGUGACCGAGUGCCGGCGCGCGCAAGUGCUGGCCUACCUGGGCGAGCGCUUCUCCAAGCAGCAGUGCGCCGCCAACCGCCUCUCCGCCUGCGACAGCUGCCUCAACGACCACGACUACAAGCCAGUGGACGUGACGGACGACUGCAAGGUGAUCGUGCGCGCCAUCCGCGAGGCGGGCCGCGCGUCCUACACGCUGCUGCACGUCGCGGAGGCGCUGCGCGGCUCCAACGUGCAGCGCCUCGCCGAGCUGCGCAACACUCCGCUGCACGGCCGCUGCAGGUCCUGGCCGCGCGGCGACGCCCAGCGGCUGCUGCGGCAGAUGAUGGUGCGGCAGCUGCUGGCGGAGCGGCUCGUCGUCAACAACGACAUCGCCAGCGCCUACGUCACGUUGGGGCCCGCCGUCGACAAGCUGAUGUCGGGCAAGCUGCGCAUCGUGUUCCCGAUGAAGGUGGAGAGCAAGGCGUCGCUGGUGAGCGCGGCGGCGCCGGCGCAGAGCGACGACUCGCACGUCGGCGCGCUCAUCAAGGCUCUGGAGGACCGCUGCUACGCCGACCUGGUGGAGGCCUGCAGGGAGAUGGCGUCGUCGCGCGGCGCGUCGCUGGGCGCGCUGUUCCCGCAGGCCGCGCUGCGCGCCAUGGCCGGCAGCCUGCCCGACACGCCGGCCGCCAUGCUGGCGCUGCCGCACGUCACGCGCGCCAACUACGACAAGUACGCCGUGCGCCUGCUGGAGAUCACCUCCGCCUACGCCGUCGAGAAGCUCGGUAUAUUGAUGCAGUACGAGGACGACCUUGAAGAGCAGAAAAAGAAGAAUUUAGAAGAUUUCCAAGAAGAGCAAAGCGACUCGGAGACCGACUGGAGCAGCGUCGCCAAGAGCGCGGAGAGCAUGUCCACCAGCCGCUCGCGGGGGAGGAAGACCUACCGCGGCGGCGUCCGGAAACGAUACCGGCGCAAGGGCGGGUCGGCGGCGAAGACAAAAGCCGCGCGAGGAGCGUACGCGGCGCGCGGGCGCGGGCGCGGCGCCGCAGCGCGCAGUCCGGCGAGCGCCCGACCAGGUACGAGUACCGGCGGCAACGCACUGGGUUCGAUGCCCGUGCCGCGCGCCAACAGUACCGUGUUGAACACCAGGCCGGGGGUGUUCAAACCCUCCAGACUUAAUCUUAUAUAGUGCCAUAUUGUGUAAGUAGAUAUAAUGUUAUAUAGAAAAAUUCAAAGAAAUGCCUUCGGUCGUAGACAAGUAUAAAAAAAUAAUUUAAUUUAUAAUGCCUGUGCAUUCAUUACAUCUCACCCUCAGACCAAUAGGACCUUCGUUCCUUGAUUCGUUCCCAUGAUAUGCGGCCGACGGGGGGAAGGACUGCGCGGGUGUGAAGUGGUAUGCGCAUCGCUAACCCCUCCCACCCCAUCGGGAGUGUUGCGAACAAAAUAGACGUUACUUUUCUGUUGUCAAAGUAUAUGAUCAAUGAUCUAAUGCGAUUGUAUAAACUGUCGCAAUGAUAUCGAUGUUUCACAGUUGUAAUCGUGUACGUCGGCCAUCAUGGCCAGCAGGCGUUUUGGUUCGUAUUGUCAAAAACAUAUUUAAAACUGAAAUUUUCAUGUUAUCACGUGUCAAAAAAUAUAAAAAAAAAAAUUUAAUGUAGUGAUAAUGAACUAUUUAAGACUAUAUUUAAAAAAAAAGUGUCAACUAGCUUAUUGGUCUGAGGGUGGCCAGCUCAUCGUGUAGUGCGAGCAUUAUAGAUGCGUGUACAGCCAAUUUAGCAAUGAUAUCUUGAGUAAAAUUACUUGUGUGAUUAUAAGUGUGAUAAUAAAUUUAUGUUUUCUUUUUUAAUUUCAAUACUUAAUCAUUAUUAUUAUUAUUAUCCAAUUGUUGUUUUAUAUGUAAAUUUUCCUGUCAAUGUAAUAAUAAAUAAACAUUUAAUGUUCAUUUAAUGAUUAAAACAAAUUAAUGAUAAGUGAAGUGACUGUAAAUAAAUUUUUAUUUUUAUAAAUA
Molecule: messenger RNA, 5049 nt
Organism: Bicyclus anynana (squinting bush brown)
Lineage: Eukaryota; Metazoa; Arthropoda; Insecta; Lepidoptera; Nymphalidae
Gene: Blm
Product: recQ-like DNA helicase Blm
Exons: 23
Coding region: 196-4230 (1344 amino acids)
Biological process (GO): DNA replication; double-strand break repair via homologous recombination
Cellular component (GO): nucleus; cytoplasm; chromosome
Molecular function (GO): 3'-5' DNA helicase activity; ATP binding; nucleic acid binding
Source: RefSeq, a predicted model, not a curated record